Molecule: messenger RNA, 2136 nt
Organism: Lachancea meyersii CBS 8951
Lineage: Eukaryota; Fungi; Ascomycota; Saccharomycetes; Saccharomycetales; Saccharomycetaceae
Source: the annotation of a GenBank genome assembly
AUGAUUGAACCAACGCCGUCCCAAAAAGAGGUGAUCAAUAGCGAAUAUGCUGCGGGAACCACCAUUAAAGUGAUAGCGGGUCCAGGUUCUGGUAAGACUUUAACUCUUAUGCUGAAAGUCAGAGAGCUGAUCACCAGUGGUACUUUGAAGCCUGACGAAGUACUCAUCCUAUCACUGACAAACAAAGCCGUCGACAAUGCCGUUCACAAGCUUUUGGACGUUUUCCAAGAAAAUGAGCCUUGCGAAGUACAGACCUCUACUGCCGAUAUUGUUACCCAAAUUAAUGUUUCAACCAUCCACGGUCUUGCCAAUAGGGUUGUUGUUGAGAACGAGGGGUUGAUCAAUAUCAUUGAAGAAAACGGCUGGAGAGGUCUACUGAAGCUGAUUCCUCCUGAUAUCCUCAAAAACUUUGGUCGCAGUAAAUCGGGCACUGCACUGACCCCUAGAAUGUUUGAACGACUGUUUCGCGAGUACCAAGUGGGAGGCAAAAAUCGGGUUCAAGACUCCACUAUGGAGCGCAUAAUCAGCAUCAUGAGGGGCUCUAAGGUGGUUACAAAUGACGAACUUAUCGUACUUGCUGCAAAAUAUCUUGACCUAGCGCGAAAUUCUUCGAAACCCGAGUCGUCAGCCUCGUUUACUCAGGAUUUACUUGAAAAGUAUAAAGUAGUGGUUGUCGACGAGUUCCAGGAUCUGUUUCCGUCACUUCUGCCAUUCCUCGAAAUUGUUGCUCGCGGCAAACAGCUCAUUCUGUUUGGAGAUCCUCACCAGAGCAUAUACGGAUUUCUGGGAGACAACAAGAUUUUAAUGCAAUCUUUGGAAGAAUCCCGGUCUACUCGGGCACAAGAAACGUACUACUUAUUUGAUAAUUUCCGUAGUACGCCAGAAAUAUCUCAGCUUUCAUCAGCUUUGAUCAAAGAAAAUGACAAGAGCGUCGGGCAGGCAUAUUAUUCGAAACUGCCAAUGAGUCUUCAAUGUCAAGCUAUAAAAGCGGCAGACUCCAUUGAGGAGCUUGAAAUUGUGGUUAGAGAAGUUUGUCGGGUAGUGAGCCAUUCAGCAAGAUUUUCUGAUAUAGCGAUUUUGACCAGGACCAAUGCACAAUUGAACUUCGUUGCUGAAUACCUUGGAUCGUACGGAAUUCCAGUCGAAAAGCUUACCGCACAGCCAGACUGGAUGAGUGACAAAACCGUCAAAUUUUUGUCUGACCUUUUAAAACUGUGCGUGCUUGUGAGUAAAGAACAGGGUGCAUCUGGUGAGGCAAAUCACCUCGCGUACUAUCCUAGCGAUUUUAGUGUAAUCGUCACACUUGGUGCAUCUAAAGGAGUGAGUAAUCAGGCAUUACAGGCACUUUUUGCCGAAGCAAAAGCAUCGAAAGUCUCUCUCUGGGACGUUCUUGCCCAGGGAAGACUCACUUCUGUGUCAACUGCCAACAAGAAUAAAAUUCGCAAUUACGUGAAGCACGUUGUAACACUAAUGGAGCAAUUGGAAUUGGACGCAGAUCCGGAACCAGUGUCUUUGAUUGCCACCCUUGCAGAUACUGCUUCUAAGCUAGGGUUUGUCUCUGAAGGGAUAAAAAGCGCAGAGGCCAUUGAUGCAUCUAAAUGUCACAUCUCAGAGUGGCUUAAGGCACUAAAAGGCUGUAUACAGUUGAAGCCCGAAAACGUACCUUAUACAGAGUGGAUAUUAGAAACGCAGUUUGAUCAAAUUCAAGCUGCCAACCAAUUCUCAGAUUCAAGUCAAGAUCGGGGCAUUGGAUCCGUAAAGCUUUCCACUAUACAUUCUUCAAAGGGCUUGGAGUUUCCUAUUGUUUUCCUGCUAGGAAGCUCCGAUUCGACAUUUCCAAUAGAGAAGAACGCUCUGUAUGUGGGCAUCACUAGAGCGCGGAAUAUUUUGUACCUCAGCAACGUUUCCAACAAAUUGUUACCAGCACAACCUCUAUGCGGUGAAAAUAUACCUUGGAACGCUGGAAUGUGGAAGUAUUAUAGAAAGGACUUGAAAAGGCCUUGCGUGACAAAUUUCGUAACAAGCUCUAACAAUUUCAACUUCUUGUCUAAAAGAUAUGGCCUCGCCUCUCCAGUCAGAUCCAUAAGUACAUUUGCCGUACGUGCGUCACAUUCAUUAAGAUACGUAAUAAGAUAA